Messenger RNA from Maniola jurtina (meadow brown), 2970 nucleotides. It is a transcript of the gene sotv, whose product is annotated as exostosin-2. Gene Ontology annotation, molecular function: glycosyltransferase activity. The transcript is spliced from 8 exons. Bases 175 to 2319 code for a protein of 714 amino acids. Gene Ontology annotation, cellular component: membrane. NCBI's taxonomy places the organism in Eukaryota, Metazoa, Arthropoda, Insecta, Lepidoptera, Nymphalidae. The record is from RefSeq and is a predicted model, not a curated record.
UCGACAUUCGACAGGUCGACAGCGGUCGACAGUUCUCAACAAUUUAUUGUGAAGCUUCAGUUUUUGUAGUGUUUUACAAAUUUAAGAAGUUUUGAAUGAGAAAUAUAUAAUCGAAGUACCUAAUAAUGGGUGCCAUAUGUAAAUUAAGAAUGUUAAAAUAAUCGAAAAUCACAAAUGGCUGCGGAGACUCUGUUAAAAACGAGCAAGCAUUCGAAGUAUGUAACAUCCUAUAGGAAAAUAUUGUAUUAUAGAUUCUUUGUGGGGCUGCUACUGUUUAUUGUGGUGUCUCUAGUGUUGAGUGUUGUGUGUAAUAUAUUCGUGGGAAGUGCUCCUCGUGUGGAUUUCCAGGAAGCUGUGAAUUUGGAUGCAGUGAGAUUACCUGUCGUUUCUCUUCCAAGAAGUCCCAUUCCAUCGGUGCCUCGGGUAGCUAACUGCACUUAUUGGAACUGUUUUAACGUAUACAAAUGUGGGAGAGGCGGCCACGAUAAGAUAACAAUAUACAUCUAUCCUCUGAAGGAUUAUAGAACAGAAGAUGAUGAAAGCAUAUCCAGGUUUUCUAGGGAGUUUUAUGAAAUUUUACAUACGAUUAAGAGUAGUAAAUAUUAUACUUCUAGUCCGGACGAAGCGUGCCUGUUGGUGCCAAGCAUUGAUACUUUGAAUCAGAAUUAUUUUCACAGUGAAUAUGUUUCACAAGCUCUCCAAUCACUUGAGCAUUGGAACAAUGGUGAAAACCACCUCAUAUUCAACAUGGUGGCAGGCGUUGCACCAAACUACAACACAGUGGUUGAUCUCAACACCAGCAAAGCGAUUAUAGCAGGCGCUGGCUUCGACACAUGGACAUUUAGAUAUGGCUUUGACAUAUCUCUACCUUUGUACAGCCACUUAGCACAACAUAUAGACAACAAACAGCCCGAUCAGAAAAACUAUAUGAUUAUAUCCGCACAAUUAAACAUACCGGAUGAUUACUUAGCUGAAUUACAAAGUAUAGCAUCAUCGUCUAACGAUUUGCUAUUACUCGAUAGAUGUAAGAUGUCUAGUGAAAUAGAUUAUAAGCAACGUUGUGAAUAUACAACGGGACGGAUAUUUAGUUAUCCGGAUGUAUUGAAAGAAGGCAUGUUUUGCCUAAUAGUCCGUAGUGCGAGAUUGGCUCAGAGUAUAUUGAUGGAUAUUAUAGCGUCGCAGUGUAUACCUAUCAUUAUUGCGGAUACGAUAGUGAUGCCGUUCAAUUCGCAUGUGGAUUGGAAUAAGAUUGCUUUAUUUGUACCUGAAGAGAAUAUUAAGAGUCUGGUGAAAAUAGUUCAUUCUGUUAGUAAGGAGCGUCGUGGCGAACUGUACUGGCAAUUGCGGUGGGCGUACGAGAGAUACUUCGCCAGCAUAGAGAAGAUCACGCUGACAACGCUGGAGAUUAUAAACGAGAAGGUGUUUCCAUUGGCCGCCAGGAUGUAUGAGGAGUGGAAUAUGCCUGAACAUUUGUACGGUCCAGUGAACCCGCUGUUCCUGCCGGUGACGGCGGCCAAGGCGCCGGGCUUCACGGCGGUCAUCCUGACGUAUGACCGCGUGGACAGCCUGUUCACGCUGGUGAGGCAGCUGGUGCGCACGCCGAGCCUCGCCAAGAUACUCGUCGUGUGGAACAACCAGAGGAAACAGCCGCCGCCAUCGUCGGAGUGGCCGGUGGUCAACAAGCCGCUGAAAGUGAUCCGCACCAAACAGAACAAGCUGUCCAACAGAUUCUUUCCGUACGACGAGAUCGAGACUGAGUGCCAGCUGACGAUUGAUGAUGAUAUCGUCAUGCUGACGCCUGAUGAGCUGGAGUUUGGUUUCGACGUGUGGCGGGAGUUUCCGGACCGGAUAGUGGGGUUCCCGUCGCGUUUGCACGUAUGGGACAACGUCACACACUCGUGGAAAUAUCACAGCGAGUGGACCAAUCAGAUAUCUAUGGUGUUAACAGGCGCGGCAUUCCACCACAAGAUCUGGUCAUGGUACUAUACGCACAAAAUGCCGGAGGAAAUUCGCACGUGGGUUGACGAUAACUUCAACUGUGAAGACAUCGCUAUGAACUUCCUCGUCGCCAAUGUUACUAGAAAACCUCCUAUCAAGGUGACCCCUCGCAAAAAGUUCAAAUGUCCAGAGUGCACGAACACAGAAAUGCUCUCCGCAGACGCGCGCCACAUGUCUCAAAGGUCCGCGUGUAUCGAACGAUUCGCGAAGAUCUACGGACACAUGGCCUUGAAGUCCGUGGAAUUCCGCGCGGAUCCGCUGCAGUACCGAGAGACCGCGGCCGGAAUUCCGCACAAGUACCCCGAUAUCGGCGCGUUGUAAAGCAACGUAGUUUGGGCCCUCUGGCUUAGAUUUAUCGCAGUAGACAGAAUUUUUAGGCAUUUUUUUUUAGUUAAGUACAUAAUUUUUUGUAGAGCAAUUGGCUUCUUUUUUGAGACAAUCCGCAAAUCUUAGAAUCGGGGCUUUGCAUUGGGUUUAAUUUUGAAUGGGACAUCGCAAAUUCCAGAUUGUACAAAAGUACUUCCCAAAAACAACUCUACAAAGUACCUACUCAUAUCUGAAAACUAUUUUUUUUUGAACUAUAAGACUGUAUUGGUAUUUGGUAUUGAAUCAUUGACGAAACUUCAUUCAGUUUUUAUUUAAAAAAAACUGAACGGAGUUUUGGUUUAAUUCUGCCUUAUUCCAUAAUUACAUACAUAUUUGGUAAAAAAAUGAGUAACUUUAGUUUCAGUCUCUGCCAAAAUAAAACAAUUUUAUUACAAGCGCUGGAAUUUCUAAUUUCUUAGAUUCUCAGAAAUGUCGAAUAUAAGGAGGGCCCAUACAUAUCGUUUAAAUUUAUUUUAGUUUGGAGUUCGGACAAUAAAUAAGUAAUCGCAAGUAAAAAUUCGUAAGGCUGUACGCGAAGUAAAAUGGGAAUCGUCCCCCAAAACCAGGGUAUGUAGGAUAACUGCCAAUUAAUUAGAGUUAAUUUCA